This is a messenger RNA of Drosophila miranda, 881 nucleotides long. RefSeq lists its product as uncharacterized. The record is from RefSeq and is a predicted model, not a curated record. Bases 150 to 323 code for a protein of 57 amino acids. The transcript is spliced from 2 exons. Lineage: Eukaryota; Metazoa; Arthropoda; Insecta; Diptera; Drosophilidae.
UUUUAUUGCUUAUUACGAAACCCUGAACCGUAUCGAGGCUGGUUCCGUUCCGUUCCGUACAGUUCCAAUCGGAGCACUAGCUAUAUAAGCCCCAUGCUUAGGUACAACCGCACGAACUUCUGUUCUCUGCGGCUUUGCGACGAAACAAAAUGAAUUUCAAGUGCUGCUGCUUGCUGUUCCUAUCGCUACUGGGGCUGAUGGCUGGAGCCAUGGCGCGGCCAGAGCGGCACUCCAGCAACACCACUCCACACACAACCCCACUGCCAUCGUGCACGCCCUGGUGUGCCGGUCAGCCUCCACCGCCGCCGGGUGCCGUCAACUAGAGAUUGAGAGGUCCAACCCAACACCACGUCCAGAACCCCAGACAAUCUCUUGCGAUCGUAAUUAUUUCGUGCCAUUUGCUAAAACAAUUAAACUCACAUAAUGUCUACAAAUAAUUUCUCGUUUUGCUACUGCUGCUCCUUGGUUGCUACUGCUGCUUAUGUUAUGGUUAAGAAAACUUCAGUAAUUGGUAUUGGGGGUAGAUUUUAUUGCCUGGGAAUUGGAACUUUAGCUGGUGCCUCCUGGAAGGCGAACUGCGAGAACUCAUGAGAGAUUUCCCAUCAACCUCCGUAUGGACCGCCACCAUAGAAAUACGGGUCCAAUUGCUGCUGUUGCAACUGUUGCUGUUGCUGUUGCAGUUGCAGUUGAUUCAAGCCGGCGGCAAAAGCUGGCCCAUAGCCAUAGCCAAAACCACCGUUAAAGUAGUCCUGGGUCUGGGGCUGCUGCUGUUGCUGUGGCCUCUGCUGUCCAUAGGGUCCGUUGGGCGCAGCACCGUAUACACCGUCCUCGCCGAAAUACUGCGCUGAAGUCAAUGACAAGGCCCCAAAUAUGAUAGAUAG